This is a messenger RNA of Odontomachus brunneus, 4004 nucleotides long. RefSeq names its product major facilitator superfamily domain-containing protein 8 (gene Cln7). The record is from RefSeq and is a predicted model, not a curated record. NCBI's taxonomy places the organism in Eukaryota, Metazoa, Arthropoda, Insecta, Hymenoptera, Formicidae. The transcript has 10 exons. Gene Ontology annotation, molecular function: transmembrane transporter activity. Bases 1002 to 2600 code for a protein of 532 amino acids. Gene Ontology annotation, cellular component: lysosomal membrane. Gene Ontology annotation, biological process: transmembrane transport.
UCUGGGCAGUGCUGGCAGUUCGCGAUAUUUUCUAUAUAGACAGAAGCCCUUGUGCGCAUGCGUGAAGUGACGUAGCAGCUCGACGUAAGCAGUUUCCAAUGACGGCGUUAGGCACUAAUAGGGGGUUCUUAAGGGACAUGCAGAAAAUACUCGGCCGUCUGUCUGUGUUGUUUGCCUGGGAGUGGUUAGAUUAGAUAGGUAGUGAAAUGACAUAAUAAUAAAUUAGUAUAAUUAAUAUAGUUAUAAUAAUUAGUAUAGCUGUGUAAAAUGUGAUAAUAAGUAUAUAUAGUAUAUAUUAAUAAAUAAAAUGUGAUAAAAAGUGCAAUUUUAAUAUAAAGUGAUAUUGUGAUAUAAAGUGAUAUAAAGUAAAAAAUAUAUUUAUUUUUACUUAUGAAUAGCAUUCUGUUUCUUUCCACAAACUUUUUUUCUUCCUACAAUCCUUUCAUAUUUUCCUUUAGGUGAAGGAUCUUAUGAUACCUUAAAAUAGAUACGGCGCUGAGGUUACCACAGAGUUUGCUCAAUGCGCGUGCGCGAAAAUAUAUCGCGAACUGCCAGCACUGAGUCUGGGAGCAAUGGCGUGGGGUCACUAAAGGCUAGGUGUAACCCAAAAUUGAACAUUGAAUACUAACACUAGCUGAACCAUAAAGAGAGAGAGAGAGUGAGGAGGGGAGGGGAGAGAGAGAGAAAGAGGGAGAGAUGAAUGUGCAAUAUGUGAUUACACAUGUUUGUUUGGAUAGGACUUUACGUGUAUUUUACAUUCUUCUUGUCGAAUCAUAUUAAUUAACUGCUGUGAUAUGCCAAAUAAAAUAACAAAGUAACAUCUUUGUGAGUUCAAUAAUCAUCUCUCAACUGUAUGUGGCUGAGAAUAAUCUUUUGAUAAGACUGCGCUGAUGCAGUCCUUAAACGUUUAGGUAACCUAUAUAUUAGGUUAUUGAUACUUCUUCAAGAUACUGAUUUGUCUUGCAAUAAAAUUUGAAAAGUAGAAUGAUAUAAUAGUUUUAAUGGAUUGUUACAAGAAAUUCUUUGUUAGAAGGCACACUGAACCUUAUCUUGAUGACCUAGAAACUGAACUUGAAAGAAAAGAACGAUGGAGGAGUGUAUAUGUAAUUUACUUUACUAUGUUUUUAAUGUCUCUUGGCUUCAGUAUUAUACUGACUGGAGUUUGGCCAUAUUUGGACAAGUUGGAUCCUACAGCAGGAAAAGAGUUUAUGGGAUAUGUAGUAGCGGCUAAUCCAUUUGGACAAAUGUUGUUUUCACCUCUGGUGGGUUGGUGGGGCAAUAGAAGAGGAUCAGUUAGAUUACCACUUUUAAUGACUCUAGCACUCUUCACUCUAGCAUCUGCAGCUUACAGUGUCCUUGAAGUGAUACCUGGUGACAAGAAGGCUUAUAUGGUUGCUGCCAGAUUCUUCGUUGGAGUUAGCUCAGCCAACAUAGCAGUAGCAAGAUCUUAUUUAUCUGCAGCCACAAAAUUUUCUGAACGUACACGUGCUGUCUCCAUGGUAUCUCUUGCACAGGUACUGGGUUUUGUGGUAGGCCCUGGAUUACAAGCUGCUGUUACACCUCUCGGAGAUCAUGGUAUUACAUUUAUGAUGCUGCCUUUAAACAUGUACACAACAGCUGGUUGGAUUAAUGUAAUAAUGGGUAUCUUUAAUUUUAUUUUGUUCCUCCCAUGGAAUUUCAAGGAACACAAAAUUGCUAUAAAAGAAGCCAUGCGUAAUGACGGAAAAGCUACUGAAAAAGAAAUUUGCAAGUCCUUAAAACCUGACUACCUGGCAUCGUGGACAUUAAUUUGCGCAUUCUUUGUUUUAGUUUUCAACUUUGUUCUUCUUGAAACACUGGGUACUUCUCUCACCAUGGAUCAAUUUGCUUGGACGAAGCAAGAAGCACUGUACUACAUGGGAAUUUUGAUGAGUAUUGGAGCCAUAAUAGCGUGUAUCACAUUUGCCAUGAUUGAACCACUCUGUAAAAGAUUCGAUGAACGUACGGUAAUGUUAUGGGGUGGAUUCUUCUUUAUGUUGAUUGGACGAGUAUUGUGCAUUCCAUGGGGUCCCGAUCUUCCUAAGAUUGCAGAUUUCGGGUUAUACAAUAAUAUCACAGAAGACAUUAAUGGCACGGAGAUCGUGGGCUGUCCGAUUACCCAGGAAUGGUGUCUUUAUACUCCGCAAAUGACGGUUAUUCAAUUUUUCAUCGGUUAUGGCUUUACCAGCAUAGGUUAUCCUCUAGGAGUCACUUUGAUACAAACGAUAUUUAGUAAAAUUCUCGGACCGCGUCCGCAAGGCGUGUGGAUGGGAUUAAUGACAGGUUCUGGUUGUGCAUCUCGCGUUAUGGGCCCAGUUUUUGUAGGCCUUAUUUACACUCGUUUAGGCACAUAUCAUACUUUUGGUAUUACUGGCGUGAUGUUAAUUAUUUCCAUGUUAUGGUUACAACUUGUGAAAAGGCGUUUGAUCCCACCAGAGUUGAAAAAAGCCGGAGAACACGAAAUGCCGAAUGAACAUAUGAAAGAUGUCGAAAUUCCAUUAGUACAUUUAAGAUCUGAUAAUACUCAAACAUCGUGCGAAGUUCGAAAGUUUGACGGGACAUCAGAUGGUGAUAAAGUAUAACGAAAAUUGUUGACAGAGAAAAUUUAUCUUUUUUACGGGUGCAAUAAUGGCACAACUGCCACAACUGGUGUAUAAAAUAUCGGCGAACAACAACAAUGCAAAUUGAUUUAUAUUUUUUAUGAACAUAUACAAAUAUUAUUGUUACGGAGAGAUUACACAUUCUCUUUCUACGUGUGUAGAUAUUUUAUACAAUAUUAUAUAUUUUGUUAAGAAUGUGAUCCAGAUGAAGAAUUAAUAUAUUUAUUAAUACAUUUAUUCGAAAUUAUAAAUUUAUAUUUAGAAGAAACUUGAAAUUUUUAAGUUAAAAUUGUAUAAUCUAUUCAUAUUCUAUUGUUUAUAUAUACAUACAUAUUAUAUACAUACACACACACAUAUAUAUAAAUAAAAACAAUAUGAACAGAUUAUACCAUUUCAGUUUGAGAGUUUCGAGUUUCUUCUAAAUAUAAAUUUAUAAUAAUUCCAAAUAAAUAUAUUAAUUUCUCUUUUGUUAUGUGUAUAUGUGUGUUUGUUUGUAUGUGUGUGUGUGUGUGUGUGUACACGCACACACACAUACACUUUUAUAUAUAUAUAUAUAUAUGUAUAUGUAUAUAUGUAUGUAUAUGUAUGUAUGUAUAAAUGUAUGUAUGUAUAAAUUUAAAUCACAAUAUAUGACAUUAGGCACAAUUACGGGACUUGUAUCGUAAAAACAAACUUGCCAUAGAUAAUUUAAUCAAAAGUAUUUACCGAUUAUUCUUCCAGAAUUCUUAUUUUGCUUCCUUGAGAAAAAGAAAUCAUAAAUUUUUAAAUAUUGUAUAUAUUAGAAUUAGCAUAUAAUUACUAUAAUUUUAAGAAAACAAUGAAAAGAUUAAUAGAUAAAUUCUGCCAUAAAUAACUUUUAUAUACAUACAAAUGUAUAAGAAUUACAGAUUUUUGUUUAUAAAUCUUUUAAGUUAUCACAAUUAUAUGAUUACAUUAAAUAAUGCUGCAAAAUUGCUCAAAAUUUGCUAAUUAACUGGCUCAGUCUCAGCGCUUCCCAUUUAUCAGUUUUAGAUUGCAAGUCUUCAUAUAACUAUUUUUGCUCAAAAUAUAUUUAAAUGUUUAUUAGAUUGUUUUAUUUUCCAAUAUUUGACUGAUUUAUACAAAUAAAUAAAAAAUAAAGACACAUAGUCUUUAUUUUUUCCAUUUAACUUAAAGAAUAAAGUCUGAUUUAAUUAAAUAGAAAUUUCUCAAAAUUUAGUUUUAAAGCAGUUUUUUUAGUUUCUGAGGCAAGUGUGUAAUUGUUAGUAUAUUUUUUUUUUUAUUGAAAUGAGUACUUCAAGAAAGUAGUAUAAAGAUUUAUGAUAAAAAUAAUACUAAUAAUAAUACAAGCACAUCCGAUAUUACAACAUUAUUAUUAUUAAAGAUAUAAUUACAAGGAAAUCACAA